Molecule: messenger RNA, 715 nt
Organism: Hemiscyllium ocellatum (epaulette shark)
Lineage: Eukaryota; Metazoa; Chordata; Chondrichthyes; Orectolobiformes; Hemiscylliidae
Product: CD209 antigen-like protein 2
Exons: 4
Coding region: 23-499 (158 amino acids)
Source: RefSeq, a predicted model, not a curated record
UUUGGCUGCGUUUUCGAACAAGAUGACUACCUUCAUGAGCAAGAUAUCCAUGAAAAUCGAAAUGCUGCCAGAACCCGCAUGCCAGAACCUCCAGUGCCCGCGGUAUUGGGUAAACUUCAAUGAUAGCUGUUACUACUUUUCAACUCAAGAAGCCACGUGGAACUCCAGCAAGACAUACUGCUCCCUGCGACACUCCCAACUUGUCAGCAUUAACACAGCUGAAGAGCAGUACUUUCUUGAAAUGGAGAGUAACUCCAAAUUAUACUGGAUUGGCCUGCAUGAUCUCGAGACCGAGGACAAUUGGCACUGGGAGGAUGGCACAGAUUACAAGACCACUCCAAAGUUUUGGGAUGAAGGAGAACCCAACAAUGUUGAUGAUGAGGAUUGUGCCCACUUCAACGAAAAUAGACUGUGGAAUGACAACAAGUGCUCUGUGAAACUCUUCUUCAUCUGCGAGCAAAACAGCAAGCCAAACAAAAUUCCUGAUCAAUUGGAUUGAAUUGAAUUGAAUUUAUUUUCACGUGCGCCUUUUCACGUGGAAAGGAUGGACACCGCAGUAAUGCACACAAUGUUCUCUGACUCAGUUAGUUAGCAUUUAUGAUUUGGAGAUGCUGGUGUUGUACUGGGAUGUGCAAAGUUAAAAAUCACACAACACCAGGUUAUAGUCCAACAGAUUUAAUUGGAAGCACUAGCUUUCGGAGCGACGCUCCUUCAU